AUGUUUGAAUUACAGGACCCCCUCAAGGAUCCUACGUCAUUGGUAUCAUGCACUCGUUUGAAUUUGAUCACUGUGUCGAUGAGUCAGCAAUCUUGGCGAAACACAGAAAUCAACAAUAGACUCUUGGAAUAUCUCAAACCCCAUCUGUCUCAUCCUUUUCAAAACAUUAGGGAUAAAAUCAGCACCUGUUUGGCAGUUGCGCUUUGUGAAGUAGAGCUUGGAGAUGGAGGUGAUUGGACAAAUGGAAUGAGAACUAAACGAUUUUUCCAAGACAUUUCUCCAAAACUAGAUAGGUUAUAUGACAUUUCUUUAGCUAAGAUGAAAAGUGAUAAUAACGGUGACGUAGAUGAUUCUAUUCUGAUUAGUACAAGUGCCGACGAGAAGGAUUGUCUCAUUAGGUUAUUCAAAACGGUUGCCAAAUAUGUGACGAUCACAAUGGUAAAGGUGAAUUAUUCAGCUCGUCCCGAAUUCCUGGAACUGAUACCCCUUGCAACAUUGUUUCAAAACAACGAAAUAGAUGAAGAAUUAGCAACUAUUUCAACUAACUUAUUAGUUGUAAUAUCCGAAACAGUCACAUUACCAAAGUACAUUCCAAAGGCUAUAGAAGUGAUAAAAAAAGUUGCAAAAUGCCCUUCAUGGUCAGCGAGAGCUCUGAUUGCAGAGUUUCUGCCUAUUUAUGUGUUCUACAAUAUGGCUAUUAUUAAUUCUCGGAAAGAUUGGGUUCUUGAGGUGCAAUCUAUUGUGUUGGAGUUAUUGGAAGAUAUCCAACAUGAAGUUCGUGUACAAGCCGCCAAGGUUUUAAGUGGCUUACUUCACUGCCAGUUCAUUCCAGAACCCAGUCAGUUACUGGUCAAUUUCAAGCAGAAGGCAAGAAACAAAGCCAAAAAAAUGGAUAUUGCAACAAACAAUAACAUGCGACUCAAACAUGCUGGUGUUCUCGGACUCUGUGCGUUCAUUGAAGCUCAUCCUUAUGAUGUACCUGAUUUUUUACCAGAUAUUUUUGAACAGUUGAGACCUCAUCUCAGUGAUCCACAACCCAUUCCCGCUGCCAUAAGAAAAACUUUGGGAGAUUUCAAACGAACACACCAUAAUAAUUGGGAAACACAUAAGCUCAAAUUUACAGAAGAAGAACUCUGCCUUCUAAGCGACCUCACAGUGCCUCCAAGCUAUUAUGUGUAGCACUUCAGUUGAAAACUAUAGUUUUUAAGGAUUGUUCGUAUUUUUUGGAUAAGUAGCUUAAUGAAAAUCGUGCAUGGGAUCCUCAACAAUCAAUAAAUUUUAAUAAGUAAUCAAAUUACAAUAAAUUCAGUCAUUAAUUUUUAAUAGUAGACUUUGACUUGAUUGAAAAGUUAUAAUUUUAUGAAACAGAAACCAUAAUUUUUAUUCAUAACCAAUUACUGUGAUAAAUUUUUCCUGAAUUUUAUUUAAUUUUGUGAAGUUUCUUUAUAUUUAUUUUUUAAGAUAUUUAUGUAUUUUAAUAAUGUUCAGUGACCAACAUUAAAACUUCUGGUGAAUAUAGUAUGAAAAAUAAUGCACAGUAGCCAAAUCAGUGGAUAUAUUGGGUAAUUGCUGUUUUUUUUUAGUAGCAAG
Molecule: messenger RNA, 1590 nt
Organism: Leptinotarsa decemlineata (Colorado potato beetle)
Lineage: Eukaryota; Metazoa; Arthropoda; Insecta; Coleoptera; Chrysomelidae
Product: proteasome activator complex subunit 4
Biological process (GO): proteasomal ubiquitin-independent protein catabolic process
Cellular component (GO): nucleus; cytosol
Molecular function (GO): peptidase activator activity; proteasome binding
Source: RefSeq, a predicted model, not a curated record